GCUGCUGCGGCCUGUGGCGCCGUCACCCGGCAGAACCCAGUUCGUGGAGCGAGGCGCUCCUGCUGCUGCUGUUGCGGCCACUGGCCACGCGCACGGGAGCGAUUCGGGGCUGUGCGGAGCCGACCCGCCCUCCUGCCACCGUCCUCCCGUUCGCGGGCCGCGUGGGUCCGUUAUCAUGUCGCUGGGGCAGCGCCUCGCUCAGCUGGCUGGCCGUCUGCGGGAGCCGCAGAAAGUGGCCCAUUUCCAGCGGCUGUGUGGGGUGGAAGUACCGCGGACCCGCUACGCCGCUGACCCGAGGGAGGAUGAGAAGGCGGAGGCUCCCCUCUCCGGAGACUCUCGGUGCAGAGAGCGGCAUCCAGGGGCGUGCGAAGGCCCCCAACCUCCCGGGAGCGACCGCAAUCAGUGCCCCGCCAAGCCGGGCGGCGGCGGCACCCCAAACGGCGUGCGAAACGGGCUGGCAACCGACCUGGGCCCGGCCCCGCCACGGCGAGCGGGCACCCUGCGGCGAAACUCGCUGACCGGCGAGGAGGGCGAGCUGGCCCACGUGAGCAACUGGCCGCUCUACUACCUGUUCUGCUUCGGCACGGAGCUGGGCAACGAACUAUUUUACAUCCUGUUCUUCCCCUUCUGGAUCUGGAACCUGGACGCCCUGGUGGGCCGGAGGCUUGUGGUCAUCUGGGUGCUGGUCAUGUACCUGGGCCAGUGCACCAAGGACAUCAUCCGCUGGCCGCGGCCCGCCUCGCCGCCCGUGGUCAAACUGGAGGUCUUCUACAACUCCGAGUACAGUAUGCCCUCCACCCACGCCAUGGCCGGCACCGCCAUCCCCAUUUCCAUGAUCCUCCUCACCUACGGCCGCUGGCAGUAUCCUCUUAUAUAUGGACUGAUUCUUAUUCCCUGCUGGUGUUCCCUAGUUUGCCUAAGUAGAAUUUACAUGGGAAUGCACUCCAUUCUGGAUAUUAUUGCUGGAUUCCUAUAUACCAUUUUAAUUUUAGCUGUCUUCUAUCCAUUUGUGGACCUGAUUGACAACUUCAACCAAACUCACAAAUAUGCUCCAUUAAUCAUCAUUGGGCUUCACUUAGCCUUGGGGAUCUUUUCUUUCACUCUCGACACCUGGAGUACGUCCCGAGGAGACACAGCUGAGAUUUUAGGAAGUGGUGCUGGAAUUGCAUGUGGUUCUCAUGUUACCUAUAACAUGGGUCUAAUGUUAGAUCCUUCUGUGGAUAUGUUACCUUUAGUUAGACCCCCCAUUACUGUGACUCUUUUUGGAAAAGCCAUAAUGCGGAUCCUUAUAGGAAUGGUAUUUGUACUAAUAGUCAGAAAUAUAAUGAAAAAGAUCACCAUUCCUUUAGCCUGUAAAAUCUUCAGUAUACCAUGUGAUGACAUUCGAAAAGCAAGACAACACAUGGAAGUUGAACUUCCUUAUCGGUACAUUACCUAUGGAAUGGUAGGUUUCUCUAUCACAUUUUUGGUUCCUUACAUAUUUUGCUUUAUUGGUAUCUCUUGAUGGAAAAAUUGUUUAUGAUAAGAAAGAAGGGUAUCGGUUGCUGAUAUUUAAAAAUAUAUUCUAGUUAAAAGCCAAAUCAGCGUUAGGCUUUUGCAGGAAUUUAACUUACAUAAUUAAGUAAAUUCGGAAGAGUCAGUGCAUUUACCAUUGCACAUCCAGAUAUUGCUUUAGGUGAGCUGAGCUAUUUCAACACUGAGAAAAUGAUGAGUACCCAUUUAGACUGUUAAUGUAAUAUCUGGAGACUUUUGUGCUGUUACAGAUUCAAGAUAUAUAACAUAUAUUUAUUAACUUACAUAAUAUACAAUUAUGUAUCUAAUAUAUGUUAUAUAUAAAAUAAUGUUUUUUUAACAGGGGGGUAUAUUAUAAAAUCAAUAAUAAUAUACAAACAGUUGUGCCUGUGUGUUUGGACUUAAUACAGGCAUGUUGUUAUUAACAGAUAUAUUUAGUGUUUAUUCACUAUGGGAGCCAUUUCCUAAUUAAACUGCAUAAUUACUAGACCAGGAUUCAUGUGCUACCACAUAUUGAUUUACUGCCUCAUUUUACACUGCCAUCAUGUUACCCAUGAUGUUGAACAUGGGAGGCAUUUUUAAUGGACCAAAUUUUCAGAAAAAUUAGUUUUUGGAUUUCUUUUUUUUUUCUUCAGUUCUGUAUACUGUGUUGAAUGUACUUUAUUUACAGUUGUUCUGGACAUCAGUUUAAUAAUUCAGGUACUGAAUUUUAUUGCUUGGUAAUUGUGCCUUUCUGUUGCUGUAUUAAGAAAUGCCAUGUAUACUGUGAUAUAACAAUAAGAUGCUAACUUAAUCUUAACUUACAUGUAAUUAGGCAUAUAUUUUUAAAAUAUGUCAAGCUAACAGGGCUAGAACUAAAUCACCCUCAAUUCUUUAGCCUUUGUUUAGAAAGAAAUGUGGAAUAGGCUAAACUUUCUCACUAAUUUAUUGGAAAACUAAAUGGAUAAAUAUUCCAAUUUUUGUAGGUAUUUUUCUGUGCGUUGUAAGGUAUAAGAACAAGAUAUAUUUUUUGUACAUUGUCUUGAUUGUUUAUACUGAAGGUAGAUGUUUCCAGUUAAUGGAAAAGCUGAAAUUUAUAGAUUGGACAAUGCACAAGGUUCACAUGUAAACAAACAAUUUUUCUAAAUUAUUUGGAAAGGAUUGGGUUUAGCAGUUACCUUUUAAUACCCACUUAUUAGCUACUUAAGGUCAGCUAUAAAAUCUAAAGUAUCAGCAUUUAGAUCCCAUUAUUUUUUCUAUUUUUUAUUAUUUUCAGAAGGAAAUUUGGGUAUAGCAUUAAACUAUUCUUUAUUCUGUCUGUGCCUUUAUAUUUUGAAGUGUAAUUAUAAUUAGGUUAACAUUAAGUUAAUUUGUAGUAAGUUUUCCAUAAAGAAGCUAAUUAACUUUCCAUAUAAACAUGCAUCAGGUAUGGAAUUACUUUAGUGCAAUAUCUGAUUAUCCAGAAGUAUCAUUUAAGAUGUCUCUAUUUUGGGCAGCAUAACUAUUUGAGCUCAUAUUUUUAUAAUUCCUAUUGACAACUUAGGGACAUGGUAGUUUUUACCAUUAUUGAAUCUGAGGAUUUUAAAUAAAGCACCUAAAUUUGGGACCUUUACCUAUUAGUUGAAAGGAAACCAAGGCACUUGGGAACAUAUCGGUACGUUGGAAAAUGUGCAAAGAACUUUUUUUUUCAAAAUGUAUUAAAUGAAUCAAAUUUUUGGGACUAUUUCCUAUAAUUGGGUCUAUGCUAUCUUAUUAAUAUUUAUAUCUAGCUUUAAAGGUAUUUGAAAAUAUUUCUUUGUGUUUUGUUAUUAUCUGUUCUAUGAUAGUUCCAUGCUAAAUGUAUUUAAAAAUAAAAGCCAAAUUCAGGAUUGCA
Messenger RNA from Phyllostomus hastatus (greater spear-nosed bat), 3364 nucleotides. RefSeq names its product sphingosine-1-phosphate phosphatase 1 (gene SGPP1). Gene Ontology annotation, molecular function: sphingosine-1-phosphate phosphatase activity. The record is from RefSeq and is a predicted model, not a curated record. Gene Ontology annotation, cellular component: endoplasmic reticulum membrane. The transcript has 3 exons. Gene Ontology annotation, biological process: phospholipid dephosphorylation; sphingosine metabolic process. Bases 176 to 1504 code for a protein of 442 amino acids. Lineage: Eukaryota; Metazoa; Chordata; Mammalia; Chiroptera; Phyllostomidae.